GUGGCAACCCCAAAAUCAUGACUUGGAAAAUAUUUGUUUGAGUGGUUAGGAUUGUUGUGCCGAUUUUAUUCAUAAUUUCUUCCGUAACUCACUUCUAUCCUUUCAUGUGGUAGCUGAAACAAAGCUCCAGCAUGACCAUUACAAAGAUGGACGUGGACCCCGUGAAGGGGGAGGGCUUCAGGCCCUACUACAUCACUAAGAUCGAGGAGCUUCAACUGAUCGUGGCGGAGAAGUCCCAGAAUCUGCGGCGACUGCAGGCGCAGAGGAACGAGCUCAACGCGAAGGUCAGGAUGCUGCGCGAGGAGCUGCAGUUACUCCAGGAGCAGGGCUCCUACGUCGGCGAGGUCGUCAAGCCCAUGGACAAGAAGAAGGUUCUCGUCAAAGUCCACCCUGAGGGUAAAUUCGUAGUGGACCUCGACAAGAACGUGGACAUCAACGACGUGACGGCAAACUGCCGCGUGGCGCUGCGCAACGAGAGCUACACGCUGCACAAGAUCCUGCCCAACAAGGUGGACCCGCUGGUGUCGCUCAUGAUGGUGGAGAAGGUGCCAGACUCCACGUACGAGAUGGUGGGCGGCUUGGACAAGCAGAUCAAGGAGAUUAAAGAGGUUAUCGAGCUGCCUGUGAAACAUCCUGAGCUGUUUGAUGCCCUUGGUAUUGCUCAGCCUAAAGGAGUGUUACUAUACGGGCCUCCCGGCACAGGGAAGACGCUGCUGGCUCGCGCGGUCGCUCACCACACUGAGUGCACCUUCAUUAGGGUGUCUGGAUCAGAGUUGGUGCAGAAAUUCAUUGGAGAGGGAAGUCGUAUGGUGAGAGAACUCUUCGUCAUGGCGAGAGAGCAUGCCCCCUCUAUCAUCUUUAUGGACGAAAUUGACUCCAUUGGUUCCUCUCGUAUCGAGUCAGGCAGUGGAGGAGACUCAGAAGUGCAGAGGACCAUGUUGGAGCUGCUGAACCAACUGGAUGGUUUCGAAGCAACAAAAAACAUCAAAGUCAUCAUGGCUACUAACAGAAUUGACAUCCUCGACCCUGCGUUGCUGAGACCCGGUCGUAUUGACAGGAAGAUUGAGUUCCCCCCACCAAACGAGGAAGCCCGUUUGGACAUCCUGAAAAUUCACUCUAGGAAGAUGAACUUGACUAGAGGCAUCAACCUGCGCAAGAUUGCCGAGCUCAUGCCGGGUGCGUCUGGUGCGGAGGUGAAGGGAGUGUGCACGGAGGCGGGCAUGUACGCCCUGCGCGAGCGGAGAGUGCACGUCACUCAGGAGGACUUUGAGAUGGCGGUGGCGAAGGUCAUGCAGAAGGAUUCCGAGAAGAAUAUGUCUAUCAAGAAGCUCUGGAAGUAAAAUGUGUUUUCAUGUAUUGCUUUUUAAUUGUAUUUAGGAAAUUAUAAGUCUCUUUUGUAAUGUAAACUAAA
Messenger RNA from Plutella xylostella (diamondback moth), 1411 nucleotides. RefSeq names its product 26S proteasome regulatory subunit Rpt6 (gene Rpt6). NCBI's taxonomy places the organism in Eukaryota, Metazoa, Arthropoda, Insecta, Lepidoptera, Plutellidae. Gene Ontology annotation, molecular function: ATP hydrolysis activity; ATP binding. The record is from RefSeq and is a predicted model, not a curated record.